UCUAAAAGGGAAUCCGCUUCGUUUCGAUAUGGAAGCACUGAACGUUUUCUCAAAGAAACUCUGGUGCGUGCGUAAACAACUCAUCCUUUUCCUGACACCGCUUCUUCUGCUUCCGUUGCUAUUCGUUUUACCGGUAAAGGAAGGGAAAUGUCUCUAUGUGGUUCUUCUUAUGGCUGUAUUUUGGUGCACGGAAGCGCUUCCACUGGCUGUCACCGCCAUGCUACCUGUCUGCCUUUUCCCCACCAUGGGCAUUCUUCCCUCCAAAAAAGUCUGCCCCCAGUACUUUUUGGAGACCAAUUUCCUCUUCUUAAGUGGUCUGGUGAUGGCUUCGGCCAUUGAGGAAUGGGGACUGCACCGCAGGAUCGCUCUGAAGGUGCUAAAGAUUGUAGGCGUGAAGCCUGCCUGGCUGAUUUUAGGGAUGAUGAUCACUACAUCCUUCCUGUCCAUGUGGCUCAGUAACACAGCCACCACUGCCAUGAUGCUGCCCAUUGCAAAUGCCAUUCUGGAGAGUCUUUUUGGAGACCUGCAGACCCUGAAAGAGAACUGCAAAGUCAAGGAGGAUCCUGAGGGUCAAUCUCAAGUAAAGAUGCAUGUUCUUCCCUCUGAAAAACAAGUACUGACAGUGGAAGACAGUAGGCUUGAUGGUGUAGAGCGACCUGACCAGAGGAGUCCUGAGGAGAUCCGGAAAGAGGCAGAGUACCAGAUGAAGGUGUGGAAAGGAUUCCUCAUUUGUAUACCUUAUGCAGCCAGCAUCGGUGGGACAGCAACACUAACUGGAACUGCACCCAACCUCAUUCUUGUCGGUCAGCUGAAGAGCUACUUCCCAGAGUGUGAUCUCAUCAAUUUUGGCUCAUGGUUUAUCUUUGCCUUCCCUCUCAUGGUCAUUUUCCUAUUUGUGGGGUGGAUAUGGAUCGCUCUUCUUUACGGAGGACUCAACACGAGAUUAUGCAUAAACAAACAUGAUGAACGAGAAGCUGCAGAGGCCAAAGCCAAGGCAGUCAUUGAUGAGAACUACAAAAAACUUGGACCCAUCAAUUUUGCAGAGGGAUCCAUCUCGUUCCUUUUCAUUUUAUUUGCUGUUCUACUUUUCACAAGAGAUCCCAAAUUUGUGACUGGUUGGGCCAUACUUUUCAACAAAGGGUAUGUGUCUGAUGCAGUCACCGGUGUGAUCAUCAUUUCUAUACUUUUCUUUUUUCCCUCUGAGUGCCCGUCUCUCCGAUGGUGGACUAACCGUCAGGCAUCCAACACUCCAUACGUCCCAUUGUUAUCAUGGAAGAAAGCCCAGCAGUGUGUGCCCUGGAAUAUCAUUCUGCUGCUGGGAGGAGGUUUCGCCAUGGCUAAAGGCUGCGAGGAGUCUGGGUUAGCCUCAUGGAUUGGUGGUCACCUCCAGCCCCUGGCUCAGGUACCGCCCGCAGUGGCAGUCAUACUGAUUGUGGCGUUCCUGGCCUGCUUCACUGAAUUUGCCAGCAACACUGCCACCAUCAUCAUCUUCCUCCCAGUCAUUGCUGAACUGGCGAUACGAGUGAAGGUGAAUCCUCUUUACUUCAUGAUCCCAGCCACCACAGGCUGCUCCUUCGCCUUUAUGCUGCCCGUCUCCACUCCUCCCAACUCCAUCGCUUUUGCUUCAGGACACCUCAUGGUCAAAGACAUGGUGAAGACUGGCUUCGUCAUGAACCUAUUGGGUAUCAUGUGUGUGUCGCUGGCCAUGAACACUUGGGCCAUGCAAAUGUUUGAACUCCACACGUAUCCAGACUGGGCUCAUCCUCUUAACACCACCUCCACCCAGGCCACUCUGCCACCCCUGAACAGUACAGGAUAGAGAGGAGAGAGACUUCACACCUCCCUGUAGAUGCAAUAAUGGAGUACGGUCCACCAAACCCUGCACUCUUCAUUUGGGUAGCUGAAUGUUACAACCAAAAAAAAAAAGAAAAAAAAAAAGAGGAAAAGUACAGUACGUAUUUUCUUCAUUCAUUUAUUUUGUAUGUGAGGUAGAAUAAUUCUUAGUGCAAAUGGAACCACUGGCAGUUCUAGGCAUUGCUGAUGGUUCUGUGUAGGAGUUAUUAGGGCAAGUUUAUGGAAGGCUCUCAAAUGUACUGUAAGUUGUUCAAAUUCUAUUGAAGGCAUUGAGGUAAAAAAUAUUUUGAGCAAAGAACUUGAUCGAUGGAAGAACCACUGUAUCUACGAAAAUUAUAAUAUAAUAU
Chanos chanos (milkfish) is the source of this 2201-nucleotide messenger RNA. RefSeq names its product solute carrier family 13 member 3 (gene slc13a3). Gene Ontology annotation, biological process: citrate transport; succinate transmembrane transport. The record is from RefSeq and is a predicted model, not a curated record. The coding region runs from base 29 to 1819 and encodes 596 amino acids. The transcript has 13 exons. NCBI's taxonomy places the organism in Eukaryota, Metazoa, Chordata, Actinopteri, Gonorynchiformes, Chanidae. Gene Ontology annotation, cellular component: plasma membrane. Gene Ontology annotation, molecular function: succinate transmembrane transporter activity; sodium:dicarboxylate symporter activity; citrate transmembrane transporter activity.